Molecule: messenger RNA, 1122 nt
Organism: Monodelphis domestica (gray short-tailed opossum)
Lineage: Eukaryota; Metazoa; Chordata; Mammalia; Didelphimorphia; Didelphidae
Gene: NME2
Product: NME/NM23 nucleoside diphosphate kinase 2
Biological process (GO): CTP biosynthetic process; UTP biosynthetic process; GTP biosynthetic process
Molecular function (GO): nucleoside diphosphate kinase activity
Source: RefSeq, a predicted model, not a curated record
ACCUAGCUGGCCCCCUGAGAUCACAUGUGAACCCUGGUCUUCCUGACUCCAGGCCCGGUGAUCUAUAUGGAUGGAACCAUCUAGAUGCUGAUCUUUCCAAUCUUCUUAGAUCUUACUCCUCACCCCUCACUUUUUGGAUUCAGUGUCACCCUGCUGUAACAUGAACUCUCUUCCUUCUCUCCCGGCUCUCCUCUCUUACCUUCCCUGGCUCUCUUAUCUUUUCUCCUCUCCCCUUCCUUUCCUCGGUUCUACUUUCUUUUUAUCUUCUCUCCGCUCCUCCCUCUCGCCUCUUCCCUUUCCUUUAGGCACCGCCCCUUUCUCCCAGGUCCCGCCCGCUGGCAGUGGGGGCGGGCUCUCUGGGUUCUUUCCUUUAGUGUGAAGCACAGACGCCGUAGGCUCCGGCUUGUCUGCGUGUUGCUGCUUUUCCUGCCAACAGCUUGAAUUUUCGUGGAUCAUGGCCAACACCGAGCGCACCUUCAUUGCCAUCAAGCCGGACGGCGUCCAGCGGGGCCUGGUAGGGGACAUCAUCAAGCGUUUUGAGCAGAAGGGAUUCCGCCUCGUGGCCAUGAAGUUCCUUAGGGCCUCAGAGGAACACCUGAAACAGCAUUAUGUUGACCUGAAGGAUAGGCCAUUUUUCCCUGGACUUGUGAAAUACAUGAACUCUGGACCUGUUGUGGCCAUGGUCUGGGAGGGCUUGAAUGUAGUGAAGACAGGCAGAGUGAUGCUCGGGGAGACCAACCCAGCUGAUUCCAAGCCAGGCACCAUUCGUGGGGACUUCUGCAUUCAAGUUGGAAGGAACAUCAUUCACGGCAGUGAUUCUGUGAAAAGUGCCGAGAAGGAAAUCAGCCUGUGGUUUAAGCCUGAAGAGCUGGUCGACUAUAAGGCUUGUGCUCAUGACUGGAUCUACGAAUAAGAAUGUUACAAGUGGGAAGUGGAUAUAGGCUGGACUAACUCCUUUUAGUAACUGUCAUGUGUAUGUGUGUGUCUUUAUCAUGGAGUGUGAGGGACAGAGUGUGUGUGUAUCCAUCCCUGAAUACAGCAUUUAAUGGCAGGGAUUUGAAAGGAAUUAGAACCAUCAUUUUCUAAAUUCAGUAAUACUGUUCAAUAAAGUCUUGGAAAUAA